Messenger RNA from Notothenia coriiceps (black rockcod), 3478 nucleotides. Its product is annotated as 2-hydroxyacylsphingosine 1-beta-galactosyltransferase-like. Lineage: Eukaryota; Metazoa; Chordata; Actinopteri; Perciformes; Nototheniidae. The transcript has 3 exons. The annotation marks the transcript as partial. Gene Ontology annotation, biological process: galactosylceramide biosynthetic process. The record is from RefSeq and is a predicted model, not a curated record. Gene Ontology annotation, molecular function: N-acylsphingosine galactosyltransferase activity. Gene Ontology annotation, cellular component: endoplasmic reticulum.
AUUCUCUGGAGUUCCACCCAGUAACCUCGGCAAUAACACCAAGCUUGUUGAUUGGAUGCCUCAGAAUGACCUAUUAGGACAUGCCAACACAAAGGCCUUCCUGAGUCACGGUGGUCUGAACAGCAUCUACGAGGCCAUGUAUCACGGGGUGCCGGUGGUAGGUGUGCCCCUGUUUGGAGACCACUAUGACACCAUGACUCGUGUGGCAGCCAAAGGUAUGGGUAUCAUGCUACACUGGAAGUACAUGACAGAGGAAGACCUUUAUACAGCCCUGAACAGCGUCAUCAAAGACAACAGGUACCGCCAGCAAGCACAAACUCUUUCCAACAUUCACAAAGACCAGCCAGGCCAUCCAGUGACCAGGGCCGUCUACUGGAUCAGCUACAUCCUGCGUCACAACGGUGCCGACCACCUUCGCUCCGCUGUGUACGACGUGUCCCCCUACCAGUACUUCCUGCUGGAUGUGAUUUUCACUGUCGGAGCGGCCCUGGCUCUGUUUGUCUUUGUACUGCGACGGUUGGUACGAAUGCUGAGGGGGAAGACCGAUGACAAGAGAAGAGGAGAUGGCGUCUCCAACGAUGACGGUAACAUGGCCAACGGACAUUGUCAUAGCGAGAGCCUGGCCAAUGGGAAGCACAAACGCAACGGCUCCUUGAAAAACGAGAAGAAGAUUAACUAAUGUUUCAAAUGGCCAAGAAGGACGAGGAGGAAGUUGCCCCAAGGACUCAGCUCUAGGUUUUGUUAAGUGAUUUUAUAAAAGCUUUGAAGGAAAGAGUUUCUUAGUUCUGUGUCGAAUGGCAACUGCUACUCAAAGCGUGAAAGAGGCUGUAGGAGGAUACACAAUGAAUCGUGUGUGGCAUCGGGUGCUCAAAAUCUGUGUUUGUGUGUUUGUAUGUGUAUGUGUGCACUGAGGCAAAUUUAACAAAAACUCUUAACAAAAGCAGCUACAGCAAAACAACACCAAAUAGGAAAGUGAUUAAGAAUGAAACACAGGAAAGACACAUUAGCAGGAAAUUGUCUCUCCUACAUGAUCUCUGUUGUCUUCCUGCCUUCCUUACCAGUGAAAGGAUGAUGAAGAGGAGAAAUCCUGAGCGCCAACAACUCAUCCUUAGAAAACAAAUAGAUAACUUUUGAAAUAGUUAGAUUUAAUGUCUUUAACUGCAAACUCUGCUUCUUCAAAUGUCUGGUGAACUGUAAAUAGAGAAAACAUCUAUUUAUUACUGUAAAAAAGCUUUUUAAUGAAGGACCUUUUUAACCUCUUAUUCUUGUUUUUAAUGUAUUACAUGUAUCAAUGGUGUUAGAGCAUUAUGUUAAUUGUACACUCCCUCUUUACAACAUUGUGUGCGUCCUAAAAGUGGAACAUACAAAACAAAGACUGAGAGCUGCAAUCAUUAUACGUUUGCACAGGUCUUUGCUUUGUACAGUUGCAUUAUCCACAGAAUUCACGGUCGUCUUAUUUUCAGAUUUAUCAGUGUUGAAAACAUUCAAAUUGUUUCCCUUUUGACAUGUUAGGGCCAUCCCGUGACUUUACUGUUUGUUCUUGUAAAUAAUAUCUCAACUGUAUUUGGCUUAACAAUGUGAAAAGGAAUAUCAUGUUACCAUUAAAACAUAUAAUACAAUAAAGGCUACUACCAAUGAUACUGUGGAAAGGCAGAGACUGCUCUAGAUGUGCUUAAGUCAUGUGAUCAGGGAUGAGUCAGAGCAUUAUUGAUUUAUGACUACUCGCUCCGUGAGUCCACUAUCUUUAUUCUGAAUCCCUCAUCCAUUAUAAGUGAUUAGUGAGAAUUCAUCACUUGUUGGCCAUUUUUAGUGCUACACUUGAUUUUGUACAUCAUUCCUAUAUGAUUGGAUUGAAUGUUAAUUUCUAACAAAGCUUGUUUCAAAUUACACAGUUCAGGUAGAAAUCCAUUCAAGACUUCUGCAAAUUAAAUUCUAUUAGAUUUAUUAAUUGAGUUUUUAAAAAAAAACUAAAAUAACUAGGUAGGCCUUAUGUAAUUAUAUUAAAAUUGAAUGUGAAUGAUUCACAUUCUAUUUGUGGCCUUUUGUAAUGCAAAUAUUUCUUUAUGCAGCAUGAUGGAAUAUAUUUGUACCGGUAGUUGUGCUUGUUACUAUUAAAUUAUUGUGGGUUAGAUCACUUAGACUGAGUGUAUGGAUGAACCAAGGAACGUUAGGUAUGUUUUAGCCCACUAAGAGAUGUUAAAACAAACAUUGGCUUUUCAGCCAUUCUGUGAAGUCAUCAAAUUAGGUGUACAUCCAUGCACUUGAUUCUUUAUUUCAUUCAAUAAGACCAAAGUUGCACCCUGUAGCUUUUUUUGAUCUUAUGUGUCAAUCCACUCCAAGUUUGCUCUGGUUUCUAGGCUGUCUGUUAAUUCUUAAUGCAGAUGGAGGAAGGGUGUAAGGAGGGACUUAGUUCCUUACUACUUCUACAAUGAGUAAUACCAUGUCAAAGUGACACUGAUCCUUGCAAAGAAAUUAUCUUUACUUGAACCCCUGUCGAUGAGAUCAAAGUACAGGGCGAGCAGAAUAGUAUUUUUAGAGUUAGUCCGGAUUUGGUAUUGUGCUAAUGGGCAUUUCAGGAGGGAAUGUCUUCCCAGACUUGCAGAUGGAUGGUUUAUCACACCACCUGGUCUAAAUAAAUGCAUUUAUUUUCCUCCAUUGUUCAAGCAUCACAGCACAGACAUCUAUAUUUGGAUUUGGAAAAUUGGCAUUCAGAUAUUGUUUAGCAACUUACUCAAGCAUGGACAAUACAGCAGUGUUUUUACAGGAAACGAAAGAAAAUGCUAUCACUUAAAUGUCAAAAAUGGUUGUUGGCUGCUAAUUCAAACCACAUGUGUAUUCACAUAUCCUGUAUGAUAAUAAAUAAAAGUUAAUUAUGUUCCUUUCUCUGUGAGCGACGACUGCACUUGCACAGCCCAACCCUGCCCUGCUGAAAACAAGCCAUUAUACUUGAAUCAUUGUCAUUAUAAUCAUCUUCUAUAAAAGUUCAACUGAUGGGUUAGCAAGGUGGGCCUGCAAGUGCUACACAAGCUAUGAACAGGGUCUGGAGAGAGAAAAACACAAAUUGUGAAUAUAAAUAAUUUUUCAUUAUUUUCAGUAUAAAUGUUAAAGCUCUGGUUAAAUGUCCACCCAUGCCCAUUCUUUACUCGUCUGUUCCCUGCAGUCCGACAUGUCUCUGUUCUUGUGGCGUUUGCAUUUCAUCAGCUUGAAUUUCUCUUUGUUCUGUCUUCAAUAGUGCACUGCCUGUUCCAUUUGUCCACUUCUUUGUCCUACUUUUUCACUUCCUGGUGUCAUUGUAUUCUUGUGUCAUUCCUCCUCUCACGCCUUAAAUAUCAAAAGUCUGCUUAUUUUUUAAAAACCUUUUCACUUUGAUUUUCAAAUGACAAAGUCCUCAAUUUCCCUGUCAUGUGUGUCCAUGUUGUAAAUAGAACAGUGUAAACAAAAUACUAAUGCUGAAUAAAAAUUACAUAUUUUGUUUGCA